AUGGUCGAUUCAAGUAAAACGUCAACCGAUGGACCGGAAGAUACAGUAGACGCCGACAGUCGCGAGAAACCUCAAGAGCAGGAUUUGGAAAAGAACAUAGCCGAGCAGUCCAAGAAAGAAGAAGCGUUCCUCGUCAAAUUUGAAGAUAACGAGAGCAGCAACCCCAGGAACUGGUCAAACCCAUACAAGGCAUGGAUCACAUUGCAACUCGGCUUUCUAGCUUUCACCGGCUCGGUCGGAAGCUCGAUAAUAUCACCUGCAGCGCCGAUUCUAGCAGAUGAGUUCGGCAUCUCCCAAGAGGUUGUCGUCCUCACGGUAGCUCUAUACGUUUUGGGUUUCGCUCUGGGUCCCAUGAUGUGGGGCCCAAUAAGUGAAGUCUAUGGCCGCAAAUGGAGUAUGCUACCCGCCGUCGCCGUCCUUGGUCUGUUCAGUAUAGGCACAGCCACAAGCAGGAACGCUCAAAGUCUCUUCCUGACCCGGUUCUUUGGUGGCCUCUUCGGCUCAUCUCCUAUAUCCAAUGUCUCGGCCGCCCUGGGAGACAUGUACGAGCCAAAGGCCAGAGGACUUGCCAUGACGUUUUAUGCUGUCAUGGUUGUAGGAGGGCCAACGCUGGGACCCGUAGUAGGCAGUGCUCUUACCAACAACAAGGCUUUAGGAUGGCGAUCGACAAUGUACGCCCAAGCAAUGUUCGUAGCCGUCAUGGUUCUUACCACCUUCUUCGCCAUGCCGGAGGUGUAUGGCCCAGUAUUGCUCAAAAGGAAAGCCAAACGUGUACGAAAGGAGACCGGAGACGAGCGAUUCUGGCACCCACAUGAAGCCGAGAAGAUUCGUCUGAAUAACGUUAUAAACAAGUACUUCAGCAGACCUCUCCGUAUGUUGGUCACUGAACCGGUGGUAGCAAGCAUUGCCUGUUAUGCCUCCUUCGUGUAUGGCAUCCUAUAUCUGACUCUUGAAGUCUUCCCAAUAGUCUUCAGGGAGCAGAGAGGAUACAGUCUAGUCUUAUCCUCACUACCGUUUCUUGGUCUCUUCGUCGGUGUCCUCUGCGCUGUGGGAAUAAACCUCGCCAACCAAGGCCGCUACGCAAAAGCCGUAGAAAAGAACAACGGACGUUCUGCACCUGAUGCACGUCUCCCUCCAAUGGUCGUCGGUGGCGUUCUCUUUACUGCUGGUCUGUUCUUCUUUGGCUGGACAGCUGCUCCGGAAUAUCAUUGGAUACUACCCGUUGUUGCGGCCGGCUUGAUAGGAGCUGGCUUCAAUACCAUCUUCCAACAGUGUAUCAACGUUUUGGUAGACACAUAUGGUUUAUACGCCGCUAGCGCCACGGCUGCCAAUACAUUUUUGCGAUCCUUGUUCGCUUUUGGGCUUCCGCUCGUAGCUGGACCCAUGUUCCGAAACCUGGGUGUAGGGCCUGCUGCAUCAGUUCUUGGUGGAAUAUCUUGUCUUGGACUUCCCGUACCGUUCAUAUUCAUGGCCUUUGGGGAUCGGCUUCGGAAGAAUUCCAAGUUCGCUCCAGCAUCGUGA
Messenger RNA from Ramularia collo-cygni, 1521 nucleotides. RefSeq names its product related to fluconazole resistance protein. The record is from RefSeq and is a predicted model, not a curated record. Gene Ontology annotation, biological process: transmembrane transport. Gene Ontology annotation, molecular function: transmembrane transporter activity. The transcript is spliced from 8 exons. The coding region runs from base 1 to 1521 and encodes 506 amino acids. NCBI's taxonomy places the organism in Eukaryota, Fungi, Ascomycota, Dothideomycetes, Mycosphaerellales, Mycosphaerellaceae.